GAUGGAUUUGAGUUCCAUGCUGUGGGCACUGAACAAGUUGAAAGCGCCACGAGAAUUCUUGAAAGUGGUAGUACUCGUAUACUUCACUUCGAACCUUUUCAAUCUUGAAGAGGACUUUCGGUGGCUGGAAUAUUUUGCUGGCCAAGCCUCCUGCACAUUUGAGAUGAGGCAGGCUGGUUUCCGGUCAGCUCGAUUUGAUAAGCUCUAUUGUCAAGAUCCUGGUGCACAUGGUCGAAAAACCAACUGGAUGGAUCUUACAACACCGGCAGGAUUUGCUCUCGCAGUGGUGUUCGUGAUGAAGGGCAUGGAGCUCGAUCUAUUGAGCUGGUUUGGAAUCAAGUGUUCUUCCCUGGUGGCAGUAAAUUCGGGGACAAGCAAGAGAUCAGCUUGCAACAGUAUUGGCUUGUCAUGUCCAUCGGUUGAUGAAUCCAAUACUCUACUAGAGAGGACCAUAUGCCUUUGCAUGCUGGUGACGGCGAAGCAAGGAGUGUGGGUGCUGGAGCAGCCAGGAUCUAGCGUUCUCGAAUUUUACCCUGCUUGGCUUCAUUUUCUCAAUGCCCUCUACCAAUGGUAUGGAAUGAAAAGUGUACGCCGGGUUGCUUGGUGGAUGUCAAGGUAUGGAGCCAAGAGCCCUAAAAGACAAUAUGCCUGGGCCAACUCUCCGGCAAUUCUUCGUCUUGAUGUUGGCUGGAAGAAAAUGAAACAUACAAUUCGCACAUGCCACCAGUAUGUGAACAAAAAUGGGAAGCGGUGCUGGCAUGGGUCGUCACAACUCAAACGCACAGAGAAUUACCCUCGACCUUUUGUGCAAGCUAUUGUUCGCUUGAGGGAUGACCUGGUGAACCGUGGCACUCGGCACUCAUACCCAUCCCCAAUGCCAACUGGGGUCUCGACUGUGCAGGCAGCUUGGCAAGAUGAUGAGGGCCUGUUCAAGCAGGCUCGACUGUCAGAGGUGGUUGCCUAUUUGAGGCUGGGGUCAAGUUUGAACCUGCCAAAGCACUGGCGGGAAACCAUCCCACGUCCUGAUGGAUUUUAGAAUCUUUCUGGAACCUAGAAAGGUUUGACUUGCUGCAGAGUCGAAUUUGGGUAUCGAAUGCUGGAAACUAUUGGAUUUCUC
Molecule: messenger RNA, 1117 nt
Organism: Cladocopium goreaui
Lineage: Eukaryota; Dinophyceae; Suessiales; Symbiodiniaceae
Source: the annotation of a GenBank genome assembly